This is a messenger RNA of Acyrthosiphon pisum (pea aphid), 3246 nucleotides long. RefSeq lists its product as uncharacterized. Lineage: Eukaryota; Metazoa; Arthropoda; Insecta; Hemiptera; Aphididae. The transcript is spliced from 2 exons. Bases 263 to 793 code for a protein of 176 amino acids. The record is from RefSeq and is a predicted model, not a curated record.
AAUCACUUUAAUCAGAGGGCUGAUGGCGAAAAAGACAACAGUCAACAAUAACAUUAUACGGCAAUACAGAGUUGUACACGCAAACGAGUAACGACGAUAGCUGAAGCAAACGUAAACAUAAAUCGCGAUGAUGAUCUCUCGCGGUGGAGUGACGUCUGCAGCUGGUCGAUGAGAAUAAUUCGCGGUAUUCAGUGUUCACAGUUUGCAUCCGUUCGUCGUCCGUUCAUUUCGCACACACGGGAAGUGCGGAAAUGCGUUUGAAAUGGAAGCCUACUAUAUGUGGGAGCGGGUCCAUCUAACCGAGGACAUGAGUCGGUCGUGCAGCUCCUGCGACUGUGUAACGUAUUCGUAUUUUUUGAUAUCCGUGUUCCUGUUCACAUUGGGCUCCAUCAUAUCGGUGUUCUCGUUCGGGGCGUUCGAUGACACUGUUUUCGCCAACCUGGGCCACAUGUGGAUGGUUGGACCGCUGUGCAUCUGUUCGGCCGUCAUGAUCGGCAUCAGGAACAUACUGUAUUUGCGAAGGCGCCGUGUCAUCGACAUGGUCAUCCGCCAACAGAUAGAGGACAUACGAUCUCAACAGGGGCAGUUGGCGGACGCUCAACAACAGUAUUCGUUGCCGAUACGUACGGUUAGCGAACUUACCUUGCCCCCGUCUUACGAACAGUUGAUUGGUAGCCACAGCGAAGAGGGAAGUGAUCUACCACCACCGUCAUACGAAGAAGCUAUUGUCAGCAUGUCCAAGGAAACAACCAAAAGUGACAACAUUAUUGUCCUUAAUUAUUCUGUUAAAUAAUUUUGUGAGCAUGACUUAAUUGCGGGAUGGCGUUUGAUGGAAAUAAUUACAUCAUCAGCUAGAAUAUUAUUCCAGAAAACUUAUUUUCCACUUUAGACAUAAUGUCUUUCUCGAAAAUAAUAAUGCAAAAUUAGCCAAUCAAAACAUUGGUAAAAGUUACAAUCGUUUCUUAAAAUUAGAUCUAAAUCAAUUUUAUCUACCAUAAAUAAAAAUAUAAUCUCCAGUUUUAUUUGUAAAUAACUACUCUGUAUGAUCAACAGUUUUUGUUCUUAAUAUAGGCUGAUGAAUGUUACUAAACGACAUUCUUUGCUAUAAAAAUUACAAAUACAUUGAAGACAUGCAUACAUAGGAAAAUUAUUGACAUUUUAUUCAAACUUAUUUUUGUUUUAUGAAGUUUUUUUUAUAAUUUGUUAUCUCAUUUAAGAGAAAAAUUUCGAUAUUAGGUUUUAAAAGGUCUGAUUUCAAAUGUGUAUUUAAUGGCGAUACAACGGGUUAUAUAUUAUUAGGAUUUAGAAACUUGAACAAUUUAAUACCUGAACUGUAGUUUUGUUGUUGUAGAUAAAUCAAUACAAUUUCCUAUUUUUUGACAUUACUAAAGUAUCUCAGAUUUAUAAGUAUUAUUAAACAAUAACGAGCAUACAUUUUUUUUUAAUGUUUUUGGAAAAAAUCUGUUUCAAUAAUUAAAAGUAAUGGAAGAUUACUAAAUUAAGUGUAUACUAACCAAUGUGAUUAAUGUAUACAAUUUAUUUUUGAAAACAGUAUUAUAUACAAUCAACAGACUUGCCAGUCUUUUAAAUUAAAAAAAAAAAUAUUCAAAUUUUGCUUCUGAUUUUCCAUUUAUAGGAUUUAUUUUUGUAGACCAAGUUAUCAUAUUUUUAUUCUGUGAUUAAUAAUCUGAAAAAUUCUAAUAUAAGACUAAGUAUUCAUAAUUGUAUUCUAGAAAGUACUUAAUUUUAAAACUUACUUAAUAUUUAUUAAUUUCUCGAUAUAAAAUAGAAUAAAUAAUAAUUCACUUCAUAAUUUAUUAUAUCCAAGAGCUAAUAAUUAUACUACAUUUUAAGGAUAAAUAAUUUUGCAUACAAUACAUCAGAGUUAUUUAUACCGUUAAGUUUAAUUAAAAUUAUUUAAAGUUAAUACAAACAUGAACCAAACAAAUCAUUAAUGAUAGGUUAUGAGCUUUUUGAUGUGAAUUAUAUAAAAAAAAAAAAAAAGAAUGAUACAAGUUUAGUCAAUUACUCGAUAAGAACCCAUUAUGUAAUGUGUUAUUAAUUAAAUAUUUGAAUAUGUACUAGAUGUUAAUAGCAUAAUGUAUUAGUUCAAUAUUUGACAAUUAUCUUUAAACACCAGUACUGUAUUAUGCAGAAAUAGUUUUUUCCCCUAUAAAUAAGCUUUGAAUAUUAACAUCAAAUUUUUCAAUAAUAUGCUUCCGUAUAUAUUCCAUUUAUCUUGAGAUACCGUUAGCAUAGCCAUAUUACGUUUCCACUGAACUUGUAUAAAUGUACCAACCAAUAUUUCUGUAGAAAAUGAUCUCAUGCAAUUUCUCCUCUGGAUGGUUCUAAUAUUUACUAAUACAAUUUUGAAUUUGUUAAUAUACCCAUGUUCUCAUUUUACUAAAAAAAUAAUAUAAUAUACUUUUAGUAAUUAAUACUAUUAAUGACUAGUCUUCCUUUAUUGUUGUGUCCAUAACCAUGCCAUUUUGAACUUUUAAAUCGUGGAGAUUAACCAAUUGUAGUUAAUAUCGUUGAUUGAUACUAAAAUCUCUCAGUAUUGUACUUAUUUCUAUGAAAUCUUUUCUAGUUUAUUAUUAUCAACGGUAUUAUGUAUAACGCAAACCAACAAACUGAAUAAAUUAUUAAUAGUCAUUAGGUUGCUUAUGAGGGUAUAUACUAUAUUGUGCUUUAAAUUAAAAAAUGUUUGAAUAAUAUAGUAUAAAUUAGUAUUUUUUCUAAACUAUUAAAAUUUCUUUACGAAUGAUGCUUUUUUUCUAGCACACAAUUUAUAAUUUUCCAUAUCAAACUAACAAAGCUAUUGUUGUUUAUUAUAUAUAAUUUUUUUUCUAUUAGCCAACCAAUCACGCAUAAAUCAUAACAAAAUAUUAAGUCAAUUGUUACGACAAGUUAUGUCACAGGCAGGAUACUGUAAUUAAUAAUUUAGUCGCUAAUUUCAUAUUAGAGCAAUAACAUUGUAUACUCUAAUACAGUUAUUUUUGUUUACCAUUAAUCUCACGCUGUAAUAAUUAUUUUUGUUGUCGUUGUCAUAAAUAAAUAACUAACAUUAACAAAUGUGUGAUCACUGUGUAAUAAUUAUACCUAGUUGGCAAUUGUGAUAUUUAUUUAUAAAUAAAUAAUAUAUAUUAUAUUAAUAAUAAUUAUAAUAUAAUACACGCAAGUAGUAUUAUAAAAAAAUGUUUGAACAUGUACUUAUGAAAUAAAUAAAACAAUUAACAUGUAAAA